This is a messenger RNA of Pieris brassicae (large cabbage white), 4886 nucleotides long. RefSeq lists its product as uncharacterized. Lineage: Eukaryota; Metazoa; Arthropoda; Insecta; Lepidoptera; Pieridae. The transcript has 27 exons. Gene Ontology annotation, molecular function: heme binding; iron ion binding; oxidoreductase activity, acting on paired donors, with incorporation or reduction of molecular oxygen. Bases 71 to 4678 code for a protein of 1535 amino acids. The record is from RefSeq and is a predicted model, not a curated record.
AUAAAUUCACACAUUGGUGAUGAGUUCGAUUGUCUCUAUCUUUAUUUGAUUCGUAAUUAAAAUAUUAGCAAUGUUUAUGUGGUUAAUUUUAAUUAUUAUAUUCCUCAUUGCGUUGAAUCUGUUAAUGAAAAAUGAAAGUUUUGAUAAAAUUCCUGGACCACGUGGGCUUUUCUUAUUGCAAAAUUCCUUAGAUUUUCUUACGGACUCAGCUACAACAUUCCGAUAUUUCACGGAGCUAUGUAAUAAAUAUAAAAAAAUAUUUCGAGUGAAAUUGGGUUUUGAGAAAAUUGUUAUUCUUCACAAUCCUGAAGACGUAGAGAUUCUCAUAUCUGGGACCAAGUAUAAUAAAAAAGGAUUUUUGUACGGUUUCAUACAGCCAUGGCUUCAAGAUGGCUUGCUUCUGAGCAAUGGAGAAAAAUGGCAUGAGCGGCGGAAAAUUUUAACACCAGCUUUCCAUUUUAACAUUUUGCGCAGCUUCAACACAAUUCUGGUUGAAAACUCCGCUAAACUUGUGCAACGAAUCAAAUUUGAGACAGAAAAGCCCCAAACUGAUAUUAUGGAUAUAGUAACUGAUUUUACAUUAAAAUCUGUAUGUGAAACCGCCAUGGGAACCAAGUUAGAUGAAGAAACAUCAGAGUUCGCCAAAACUUACAAAAAUGCCAUACACGAAUUGGGAUCAAUUGUUUGCCAUCGAGCCCAAAGGGUUUGGAUGUAUUCUAAUUUCGUGUUUCGACUCUCACAUUUUGGAAGACGUCAAAAAAGGAUUCUAGACAUGACUAGUUCAUUUAGAAACAAGGUUAUCCAAAAACGUAGAGUGGAUUUCGUUGAUACGAAAAAAGAAAUUGAUAAAUAUGAUGAAGACCAAAAUCUUUAUGGGAAAAAGAGAUUAGCAAUGUUAGACAUAUUAUUACAAGCUGAGAAAAAUGGCACUAUUAACAGUAAUGGUAUAGAUGAAGAAGUGGACACUUUUAUGUUUGAGGGCCACGACACCACAGCUACAGCACUUCAAUAUACUUUUAUGAUUUUGGCUAACCAUCAAGAUAUUCAGAAUAAAAUAGUAGAAGAAACGAAUCAAAUUCUCACCUCCGACCAAACUCCGACAAUAAAUGAUUUAUCACAAAUGAAAUAUUUGGAAUGUUGCAUUAAAGAGAGUUUAAGAAUGUUUCCACCAGUUUUCUUCAUUUCUAGAAGAAUUGAGAAACCACUUAAGUUAGCUACUUUUGAAUGCCCAGCUGGUUCAGAUGUGAACAUAAUGAUUCGAGAACUACACCACGACUGUCAGCAGUUUAGAGAACCUUUUGAAUUUAUACCAGAAAGAUUUAUGAAGAAACCAACUUGGCACCAGUACGCUUACAUCCCAUUUAGCGCUGGACCAAGGAAUUGUAUUGGUCAAAAAUUUGCUAUGAUGGAGAUGAAAAUUGCUUUAUCCACGGUGCUACGACGUUAUAGAGUCCUACCGAUUACAAAACCAGACGACAUAAUCUAUCUUGCCGACUUUAUCCUACGCCCUAAGGAACCAAUUUUAGUCAAAUUUGAAAAAACCAAAAUGUAUUUUUCUGUGUAUUUCAUUAUUGGAAUAUUGUGUGUUUUGCAUAUUGUAUUUAAUUACAAUAAAACCGCAAGGAUGAUGAGAAAAAUUCCAGGAUUUCGAUUUAAUUUUAUAGUUGGGAACGCAUUAGAAAUAUUAGUGACAUCAGAGGUAUUAUUCGCUAAGGCAAGGGUUUGGGCAUCACGAUUUCAUGGCAUAUAUGGAUUUUAUGUGUAUCCAAAUAGUUGUAUUAAUAUAUACAAUGCCGAAGAUGUUAAAAUAGUACUUUCUUCUUUCAAAUAUCAUCAGAAAAGUAUGAUUUACACGUUAUUGAGACCUUGGCUACAAAAUGGGCUUCUCGUCAGCAAAGGAUCACAAUGGCAAGAACGCAGAAAAAUUCUUACACCAACAUUCCAUUUUAAUAUCUUAAAAACAUACUACCCUGCUAUGGUGGACAGUACGGCACGUCUUUUGGAAGUAUUAGAUAAAACAAAUGAAAAAGCAACGGAUAUACCCUCUGUCAUAUCGGAAUUUACUUUGACAACCAUUUGCGAAACUGCGAUGGGAACAAAGCUACACGAGGAUGCUGGCGGCAAAAAGUACAAGGACGCUAUCCACGAUAUAAAGAAUGUAUUGUUUCAUAGAUUCGUUUACAUACCACUUGCUAUAGACUUUAUAUUUCGUUUAACGCCUUUAUACAAACGCCAUACAAAAUCCCUAUCCACCAUUCGUAACUUUACUCAGAACGUAAUAAAAAAUAGAAAGGAACGGCUUAAAGAUAUUUCACAAACGAAUGUUGUAACUAACGAUACUGAUAAGGAUUUACACUAUGGGAAAAUCCGGACAGCAUUUUUAGACUUCUUAAUAUCAGCACAAAAGGAAGGAUUAACGGAUGAUGUUGGCAUUCAAGAAGAAGUGGACACUUUUAUGUUCGAAGGUCACGAUACCGUAUCAUCUGCUAUAACGUUUUGUCUACUAUUGUUAGCAGAGAAUAAAGCGAUACAGAACAGAGUAGUAGACGAACUACAAACAAUAUUUCUUGGAGAUACAAGAACCGCUACAUUGGAAGAUUUAUCGUCAAUGCACUAUCUUGAAUGCUGCAUUAAAGAAAGCAUGAGGUUGUAUCCACCGGUGCCAUUUAUCAGUAGAAAACUACCAGAAGCCGUCACAUUAAGUAACUACGUGGUGCCCAAAGGAUCGAUGUGCCACAUACAUAUCUUUGACCUCCAUCGGCAAGAAAGUUUAUUUGAGAAUUCUUUAAAAUUUGAUCCAGAUCGGUUCCUGCCGGAAAACAGUAUCGGUAGGCACCCAUACGCCUAUAUCGCGUUUAGUGCUGGGCCAAGAAAUUGUAUUGGUCAAAAAUUUGCCAUGAUGGAGAUGAAGUUAGUUUUAUCAUCCAUACUUAGAAGAUUUGAAAUUAAUCCCGCCACGAAAUGUGAAGAUUUGAAGUUUACAGCUGAUAUAAUUUUAAAGAAUUCAAAACCGAUAAAGAUGAAGUUCAUCCGAAGGCUUGGCGUGAGAAUAGGAUCUGAUGAUUUAUUAUGGAGAUAUAAUUAUAAUGAUAAAAGCACAAUCGAAGUGGGCAUUGUUUACGAGACGCGUAUAAAGUACGUUGUAAUCGAUGUAAACCAAUUUCUUGUAUUUAAAAUGUUAACAAUUAUAUUAUUUACAUUAGUGGGGAUAUUAUGUUUAGUGGAAUUGUUCGUCAACUAUAAUGAAAACGCUAGAAUUAUACGGAAAAUUCCAGGCUUUAAAAAUGUGUUUUUUUUUGGAAAUUCCACUGUUGUUUUUGGAAUGGAUUCAGUCGGGUUGUUCAAGUUUGGCAGGGAAUGUGCUAAAAAAUUCAAUGGAAUUUAUAGAUUCUACAGUUUAUCCAUAGCAGCAGUUAAUGUUUUUAAUCCCAGUGACGCAGAGAUUGUCAUGUCAACUAUGAAGCAUCAUGAGAAAAGUGUUAUUUAUAAAUUUUUCAAACCGUGGCUUCAUGAAGGUUUAUUAGUAAGCAAAGGAUCAAAAUGGCAAGAACGAAGAAAAAUUCUUACAUCAGCAUUUCAUUUCAACAUUUUGCGCAAAUAUUUCCUAAUAAUUGAAGAAAAUAGCCAGAAGCUGGUGAAUGUAAUAGACGAAAACAGUGGGGAAUCCGUCGAUAUCGUUCCAAUAUUGAGCGAAUACACCCUUAACUCUAUAAGUGAAAGUGCAAUGGGGGUAGAGCUUGACAAAGACCCCAUGUAUUCAGGACUUACUUAUAAGAACGCAGUAUACGAAACAAUUAAAAUUUUUGUUUAUCGUUUCAUGCGAAUUUACCUCUAUCCAGACUUUUUGUUUAACCUGAGUCCUAGUGGCAUCAAACAGGAGCGAUAUUUAUCGAUCAUUCAUACGUUUAUCAGAAAUGUUAUCAAUAAAAGGAAAAAAAUUCAAAAUAAUGAAAUAGAAAGCGACUCCAUAGCUGACAAUGAUCAUUACGCUUAUAAGAAGAAAAGACGAGCAGCUAUGUUAGAUUUGCUAAUCUCGGCUGAGAAGGAAGGACUUAUUAACGAUGAUGGGAUUUUAGAAGAAGUUAACACUUUCAUGUUUGAGGGUCAUGAUACAACAGCGGCCGGUUUGACAUUGUGCUUACUGACAUUAGCCGAGAAUCAAGAUGUUCAGGAAAAAGUUUAUCAAGAAUUGCAAAGUAUAUUUAACGGAAGGGAAGAUGUUACAUUAGAAGAUUUAACAAUGAUGAAUUAUUUGGAGCGAUGCAUUAAAGAAAGUAUGCGAUUAUACCCGCCUGUUCCGUUUAUUAGUCGCACUUUAACUGAAACAGUUAAAUUGAGUAACUACACGGUGCCUGUGGGAACUAUGUGUCACAUUCACAUAUACGAUAUGCAUCGCCAGGAAAGCUUAUUCAAGAACGCUGAAAAAUUCGACCCUGACCGUUUUCUGCCUGAAAACAGUGUUGGACGACAUCCUUACUCAUAUAUCCCCUUCAGUGCAGGACCUAGAAAUUGUAUAGGUCAAAAGUUCGCAAUGAUGGAAAUGAAGUCGGCGCUGUCAGCUUUAUUGAAAAAUUACAAGCUGUUACCAGUUACAACAUCGAAAGAUCUUGAGUUCACAGCUGAUUUAGUUUUACGAAAUUCAAAACCUAUAUACCUUAAGUUUAUUAAACGACAUUGAUGUUUUAACAGAUUGCUAUAGAUUAUAUCAGAUUGUUAAAACCUAAGUAUAGAAACCGGCAAACAUCUUGACGUUUGUGUCCCGCGCUGUGUACGAUGCGCAAACUUUCCCCCCACUCCCUUGUUUAAUGCUUAAGAAGUUUGCCGGUAUCUGUACCUAAUGUAAUCAUACUUAUUACCAAGCUUUUUUAGUACACAUUUAAAUAAAG